CAUGGAGACCGAGAACCAGAUUGGAAAAACCCGGAAGUAGUAUUUUGUUUCUAAAUAUAGCAUCAAAUGUCAGUACACAGGAUUCCCUCAUGUCAAACAUGGCAAAACUAUGCAGACAGAUUUUUGCAGUUUUACAGAAGCAAGGUUUAGGAAGACAAAAUAUACAAGAAUAUUGUGCUACAACAACUGGUUACCAUGGCAACAGAAGGUUUGCUAGCACGGAUAGCAAACCUAAGACUGGUAUUUUAAUGUUGAAUAUGGGUGGCCCGGAGACAUUGGAUGAAGUACAUGAGUUCCUGUUGAACUUGUUCAAAGAUAGGGAUCUUAUACAGCUCCCUGCUCAGAGUCGACUUGGACCAGCCAUAGCUAACAGACGAACGCCUAGUAUACAGAAACAGUACCAUGAAAUAGGAGGAGGGUCUCCCAUCAAGAAAUGGACAACUCUACAGGGUCAGGGAAUGAUUGAAAUACUUGACAAAAUCAGUCCUGAAACAGCACCACACAAGUUCUACAUCGGAUUUCGCUAUGUCAACCCUCUCACAGAAGAUGCUUUGGAACAAAUGGAAAGUGAUGGUAUUAAAAGAGGGAUUGCUUUUACCCAGUACCCACAAUACAGUUGUUCUACAACAGGAAGUAGUAUGAACGCCAUUUAUAAACAUUAUCGUAAUCGUGGCUCUGUCAGUCAGAUAGCGUGGAGCAGUAUUGAUAGAUGGCCAACUAACUCAGGACUUAUACAGACUCAUGCAGAGCAUAUACGUGCAGAGCUUGAGAAGUUUCCUGAAGAUGUGAGGGAUGAAGUUGUCAUCCUUUUCUCAGCACAUUCCCUACCUCUAAAGAGUCAGAAUCGAGGUGACCCAUAUUCUACUGAAGUUGGUGCUACAGUUUUAGCUGUGAUGGAAGAAUUAGGGAACUCACAUCCAUAUAGACUGGUAUGGCAGUCAAAGGUAGGGCCACUACCCUGGUUGUCUCCCCAAACUGACGAAGCUAUAAAAGGUUUAGUUGCUAGGGAUAAAAAGAACAUCAUCUUGGUGCCAAUAGCAUUUACAAGUGACCAUAUUGAGACAUUGUAUGAACUAGAUCUGGAAUAUGCUAAAGGGCUUGGAGAGGAGCUUGGUGCUAAUAUUCGUAGAUCAGCUGCUCCCAAUGGAAACCCUGUCUUUAUUAAUACCCUAGCCCGACUUGUAAAGGACCAUUUAGAUUCAGGCAAGUCAUGUUCAGCACAGAAUGUACUAAGAUGUCCCAUGUGUACCAAUGCUAUUUGUGGAGAGACAAAGAAAUUCUUCGAGCACCAACAGCGAUAUAUCAGCAAACCCAAGAGAGGAGAAUCUCAGCAUGUGCCUGCAGCUGACAAACUUGCACAAACUGCAUAAUAUAAGAUGUUCUAUUCUGUUUGCUGGUUGUUUUUUUGUAUCAAAAUAAGGGCAUUGGGUAUUGUUGUACAUAAUUACAUAAGGUUGAGCAUUAGUGAUCUUAUUUAUAAAUAGGCAAAGGCAGACUUGAGAUUGAAUUUUCACUUCCAUUGCUUUAAAAAAAAUGGUUGACCGGUCCAGUUUUGCAAGAAAUCUACAUGGGCAGUAUAAAAAUUUGUGGUGUGUUUGGAAUAGUUAGAAGAAUGAAUCCGAAGUUUGGAAAUUGUUGUUGUUAAUUACCGGGUAUGAAGUUUACCAUAGUUUUAUGUAAAAUAAAAGACAGACAGACCUGAAGAAGCUUUCACAUUGAUAUACUAGUAGCUUUACAAAAUACUGGUAUCAGCAUCUAGCAGGCAAGCAGAAUACAGAUUUAUUACCAUGACAUUGACCAUAAAUUAGACAUACAUUUUUAAUGUGUGAAACUGAAUAGCCAGUUGGUUAAUCCUUAUCGUGUUGGACACGACUGAUUCUGCCUUUGCAACCAGUGUAGAUCAUAAUCAGCCUGCACAUCUGUGCAGUCUGAUCAUGAGCUGCACUAUUCACCAUUCAGUCACUAUCUUUUUGGUAUGCACCUCUUUUAACAGUAAAUGGUACUGUCCAAGCUAAAAGAUGGACAAGAUCAUUGGAGAAAUUUAGCAGGGUAAGGUUUAAAAUCAUAUGUGUAAGUGAAAAUGUGUUUAUUUAUUGCAUUUAUUUGAAACAAGAUGUCAAUAUUGCAGUUAUAUUACAUGUAUGACUGUAUAAUACACACCAGUGUAAUGCAGUUUGAUUUUUGUCGGGCCCGCUUGUGGUGAGUUCGAUAUAGUUUUCACUUUUGGCAGGUCGGUGUAUGUGCGUGCAUCCGUAUGUGCGUCCGUCCGUCUGAUUUUGGCAUGAAUGUUCACCUCAACGAGAAGGAGUGUCAUGCGCAAACCCCAUGUUCCUAUCUCAAAGGUCAAGGUCACAGUUGGAGGUCAAAGGUCAAAUUGAAGUUUGUCCAGAGCAUAACUUUGAUAUGCUUGGACUAAUCUUGUUUAUAUUUGGCAUGAAUGUUUCAAUGAGAAGGAGUGUCAUGCGCAAACCCCAUGUUUCUAUCUAAAAGGUCAAGGUCACAGUUGGAGGUUAAAGGUCAAAUUGAAAUUUUGAAUAUAUUACUGAUCACUGUGGUCUAUUUUCAGGAUUUAGACAGUGAUAGUUUGGUUGUGAUUAAUUUCUAUUUUAUUUCAGAUAAACAGAAAAUAAAAUGUUUACUGAUUAA
Molecule: messenger RNA, 2646 nt
Organism: Mercenaria mercenaria
Lineage: Eukaryota; Metazoa; Mollusca; Bivalvia; Venerida; Veneridae
Product: ferrochelatase, mitochondrial-like
Exons: 11
Coding region: 90-1370 (426 amino acids)
Biological process (GO): heme biosynthetic process
Molecular function (GO): protoporphyrin ferrochelatase activity
Source: RefSeq, a predicted model, not a curated record